Molecule: messenger RNA, 4111 nt
Organism: Onychostruthus taczanowskii (white-rumped snowfinch)
Lineage: Eukaryota; Metazoa; Chordata; Aves; Passeriformes; Passeridae
Gene: F2RL3
Product: F2R like thrombin or trypsin receptor 3
Exons: 2
Coding region: 69-1214 (381 amino acids)
Biological process (GO): blood coagulation; positive regulation of Rho protein signal transduction; thrombin-activated receptor signaling pathway
Cellular component (GO): membrane
Molecular function (GO): thrombin-activated receptor activity
Source: RefSeq, a predicted model, not a curated record
GCAGGGUCCCUGCUGCUGCUGCUCCCACACAGCUCUGGCUCUGGGCUGUGCACAGACCCUGCACUGCCAUGGGCACCCUUGGGAACAGGCAGCUCCUGCUCUGCUGUGCCCUCUGGGGACUCUGCCUGGCCUCGGACUACGAUGAUUACUCUCAGAACAGCACCAGCGAGCAGGCCAGCACACCAGAGGUCACCCCGUGUCCCCGAGCCAUCCCGGGCGACCAGGCCACGGUCAACAAUGUCACCUACCUGCUGAUCCCCGAGGCCACCCGUGCCCAGCUGGGCAGUGCCAUCACCGUCAGGCUCAUCCCGUGCCUCUACAGCCUGGUGUUCCUGCUGGGGCUGCCGGCCAACGCGCUGGCCCUCUGGGUGCUGGCCACCAGGGCCGAGCGCCUGGCCUCCACCGUGUUCCUGAUGAACCUGGCCGCCGCCGACCUGCUGCUCGUCUCCGUGCUGCCCUUCAAGAUCUCCUACUAUUUCCUGGGCAACCACUGGCCCUUCGGGGAAGGGCUGUGCCGCCUCACCACGGCUCUCUUCUACGGCAACAUGCACUGCUCCGUGCUGCUGCUCACCUGCAUCAGCGUGGAUCGCUACCUGGCCGUGGCUCACCCCUUCUCCUCCCGCGCCUUCCGCACUCCCACCUUGGCCGCCGGCACCUGCGCCGGGGUCUGGCUCUGCUCUGCUGCCCUGACGCUGCCCCUGACCCUGCAGCAGCAGUCCUACCCCCUGCUCGGGGCAGGCCUCACGCUGUGCCACGACGUCCUGCCCCGGCACGAGGAUGAUGGUUUCUACUUUUAUUAUUUCGUGGCGCUGAUCGCCUGCGCCUUCCUGCUGCCGCUGCUGCUGCUGGCGCUGAGCUCGGGCGCGGUGCUGCGCGUCCUCCUGCGCGGGGGCGGCCGCUACGGCCACGCCGCCAAGCUCACGGCCCUCGUGGUCGUCACCCUCGUGGUUUUCUAUGCCCCCAGCAACGUCCUCCUGCUGCUUCACUACUCCAGCCCCUGCUCCAAGCUGCACGGCCGGCUGUACCUCAGCUACAUGGUCAGCCUGGCCCUCAGCACCUUCAACAGCUGCGCUGAUCCCUUCGUCUACUACUACGUGUCGGAGGAUUUCCGGGAGAAGGUGAGGAGGAGAGUCUUCAGUGGCAGCAAAAAAACCACCACUUCCCUAAAGACCUCCAAGGAAACGCUGCCCCGGUCCAAGCAUUCGCUGGUGUGAGCCUCCAGCCCGGCUCGCUGCUCCCAGGGCUCUCAGAAUGCACACAGUGGGGAUAAGAGGAAUUCAGCACUGGAAUUCCACAAGUUUCACCCAGAACAGCUUUUCCCAGGAGCCAAGUGCUUUCCCUGUCUGCACAGAUAAGGAUGAAUAAACCCAGGCUGUGAGAUUCUUUGCCCAGAGGAGAUGCUGAGUGCUGGACACAUCCAUCCUUUACUGGGACACUGCCUGCAGCCUCUCAGCUGCUCCCACACCACCAGGGAUGUUCCUCCCCAUACACCUGGGUCUGCUGUUCCUAACCUGGCUGCUCUCUGCCUGCUACUCCUGCUCCUGGCUUGCUCUCUGUCCUUAAAUGCAUAUUCCCUUCCCCUAAAACAAAAAAAGAGGCAUCAUUGCAAAACCAAAUGUCUAAAUGUUUCAAAAGCUACUCUCCUGAACUAAACCAGUCUGUCAAAGGACUGCAGAGUACUGGCUUGUGUAGCAAAAACAUUCUUGGCUUGAUUUGUCAGCAACCCCUCAGGAACGUCAGCCCACCGUUGGUAAAAGGUGUAAAAAUCCCCUUCACUCAUCCCUGUUUUUGCAAAUCACCCUUGGCAUCCAUCAUUUAUUUGAGGCAAAUGUUGUAUUAAUGGAUUUUAUAAAAAAAUGAUGUCUCAUGAAGGGAAAUAGUAAAGUAGGAAUGGAGCAAAGCCUCUGGUACUUCACAUUUCCUUUAUGUAAUGUCACCUACAGCCAAAAGCUGGCUCUGAUCAAAGUGGUGCUCAGGUUUGUUGUUUGUUGUACCUGCUGCAAAUCUGACAAAAUGCAGCCUGCCCAUCUCUCAGACACAACUGGGGCAGAGCCCUGUGAGCAGCCAGGUAGAAAAUGAGCAAUAAACCUCUUUAGAGCUCCUUAAUUCUUUAGUUUUCCCAGCACAGGCUUGACAAGAUAAAGCAUGAAUAAGAGGCAGAGAGGAUUGUCUUAAAAUCAGUUUUUAAUAAAAUAUUUAUCAGAAUCUAAAACAAACAAUUUUCUGGACUCAGACUUGCUAAGAUGUGUGUGAACAGACCAACAGCUAGUCAGAGAGCUGUUUGUGUGUACCUGUGGGGGCAAAAGGCAGGGGAAACACAAAGCUGGGCUCCAGGUGCUGGGCUCUCAGUCAGAAACAGCAGGGACUAAAAAAACCUCAAACCCAAAGGCAGGCUGGUAGAGGUUUUCUAAAGAGUUUCUCUAUUCACAAUAAUGAAAACCAGGUUAUUGUGCAUUAAAUGUCAGCAGUCAGUGUGAGCAAAGCAAGUGCUGGUGUGUUGGGGAUGUUCUUCAAGCAAGCUGAACAUUUUUUCUGGUAUUUGCUUUCUACUGAGGCUGAUUAAGAAGGAGGGGAAGAGGCAAGACCAAAACACAGGAGAAGAAAGAACAAGGGGAACUAUUGCUUUAAAAUAAAUACCAUGGUAAUGAUUACUCUGCAUAAUGUACAGGUACAAAUAUAUAAAUAUUAAUUUCCUUGAAAGGAUUGCAAGCAUCAAUCACUGAUAACUAGCACUGCUGCAGCUAUUCAGUCACAGAACUCGAUGGAAGAAGCAAUUUCUGUGUCUUACAAACCCACUGGCACUUUUCUCCUUUUGUAGUGAGGGACCAUCAGGAAAAGGAAAGGAGAAACAUCUCUCUGACAGAGGAAGGCAAAGUCUCUAAGCCAGAAACAACCCAAAGCAGCAGCCUUGCUGGCUUUGGCUUUCCAGCACCCAGCUGGCCUUUUCCUUGGUGGAAAAAAAAAACAAAACCAAUCCUUCUCUCUAAACUGCCUGGCUGAGGUGCACAAAGUGGGAGCCUGAGAUGUCCUUGUGCUCUCAGGGACAGGAGGGAGACUGAGCAGAGCUGGACCUAAGCCUGUCAAUGGCUUUGGGUCUGUUCUGCUUUGUCCAGUGGUGCUCAGGGAUCCAGUCCUACACUUUCUGUAUUCCAAGCAGGAUGUUGAAGAAUGGAGGAAAAAUAAUCUAUGAUUUUUUUCCCCUAGAUAAGAAUGAAUGAUGGUGACAAGAAACACGAACUACAAAUGUGGGACAGGGGAAAGCUCUGGACCCUCAGCUGGGGUGGAGAAGAGAGCAGAGACCUCCUUUAUUCCUGUGAUAGGGGGAAAAGGCAACCACAGUGGUGGAACUGCAGUUUAUUUGAUUCAUUUCCUUAAAUAAAAUCACCUUUUUAGCAACAAAGAGGAGCUGGUUUGGUGUAGCAAGAGCAGGGGGAGGCAGCAGCUGCCAAGAGCAGAGGAACUGGAAGUGCCAAGGCUGGGGGUGAAGUCAGGAUCCAGAAAUCCUGCCACAUCCCCUCCCACACACUGCCCUGCUCUGUCUGACUCUGAGGACAGGAAGGCUGCUCUGCCUUUGCCUUCUGAGGGUCCAGGGCUCUCUGGCUUUCCUUUGAAUUGUAAAACAGAAGCCAGACUCCUCUGCCUCAAGCACUGGCACAGAGAUCCCUCAGACAAGGCCCUGAUUGAUGGGCUGGCACCACCAGCAGGAAUUAUUUACCUGGCAGCAACAGGGGGAUGUCUGCAGCUGGAAUUAGGACAUUACAUCUCCCACAGCCUGAGGAAAGCAAAGAAAGCCAGGUUUAAUUCUUGGCUGGAACUCCCCACCCUCACCUCCUCGUCCCUAGAGGGAGGUCUGAGUGCCCAAGGAUCUGUGAGAGGACCAAGCAGUUUAAAACUACUUCAAAUAUCUCUCCAGAAGCAUUCACUGGGUGUACAAUGGGUGAGAGAGAGCAGGAGAGGAAAACCAGAAAGGGACUGAGGACUCCAGAAAACAGGUCCCAUCUCCUGGAUGAAGGCAGUCACAAACAUCACCAGGGUCACCAAAUGCCUCAUCCUCCCAGCUCACAGCACCAAACAGCUGCAGCCUGAACCAGCAAACAGCAGGGUUUGUAUU